This is a messenger RNA of Tuber aestivum (summer truffle), 1526 nucleotides long. The record is from the annotation of a GenBank genome assembly. NCBI's taxonomy places the organism in Eukaryota, Fungi, Ascomycota, Pezizomycetes, Pezizales, Tuberaceae.
UAAAAUAAAACAGGAACGAAAACCCCACCCUCAGAAUGGCAUCCACCAAGACCACCACCACCACCGACCUCACCCCGGAGGAAAGAUACGACCUAAUAACCAGUAACCUACAAGAAGUCCUAAAACCGAACAUCAUUAAAUCCGUGCUGGCCGAAAACCGCCCUUUAAAGGUCUACUGGGGCACCGCACCGACAGGCCGCCCGCAUUGUGGGUACUUUGUACCGAUGGUGAAGCUCGCACACUUCCUACGUGCGGGAUGCGAAGUCACGGUUCUACUAGCAGACAUCCACGCAUUCCUGGACAACCUAAAAGCUCCUCUGGAGCUGGUGACGCACCGGGCAAAAUACUACGAACUAGUCAUAAAAUCCGUCCUACGAGCCAUCGGUGUCCCGAUCGAGAAGCUACGCUUCGUGCUCGGGUCCUCGUACCAGCAGGGGGCAGCCUACGUUAUGGACCUGUUCCGCCUCAGCUCUAUUGUCACCGAGCACGAUGCGAAGAAGGCGGGCGCAGAGGUGGUCAAGCAGGUUGCCAGCCCUCUGCUCAGCGGGCUGAUUUACCCACUCAUGCAGGCGCUCGACGAGGAACACUUGGGUGUUGACGCGCAGUUCGGUGGUGUGGAUCAGAGGAAGAUAUUUACACUUGCGGCUGAGAAUUUGCCCGGGAUUGGAUUCAAGGAGAGGGCGCAUCUGAUGAACCCUAUGGUUCCCGGCUUGGCGGGGGGCAAGAUGAGCGCUUCCGAUCCGAAUUCUAAGAUUGACUUGUUGGACGGCGAGGAGGUUGUCAGGAGCAAGUUGAGGAAGUCGCAUUGCGCUCCCGGGGAGGUGGAGGGGAAUGGGGUUAUCUCGUUUGUGGAGUAUGUGCUUUUUCCCAUUGCCGAAUUGGCGGAUGAGAAGGGGGAGGGGAAAUUUGUCGUGCCUAGAGAUGAGAAGUGGGGUGGGCCAGUCACUUAUUCCUCUGCUGCAGAGCUUAAGAAGGAUUACAAAGAGGAUAAGGUCUGCCUAUCCCCAUGAGGUUUACUACCAAAACGCGAGCUAAUAGAGCCAUAGCUAUCCCCAAUGGAUCUAAAGAGGGGGGUCGAAGAAGCUCUUAAUAAACUCCUCGACCCGAUUAGAAAGGAUUAUGAGCAGGACGAGGAAUUCAAGAAGGUUGCAGAACUGGCCUAUCCAGCCGAAGUCAAGGUCAAGAAGAAGAAGGAAAAGAAGAUCGGAACCGGCUAUGUUCCAAAGGACAAGAAAACCACUGCGGAGAAGGUUACCGACGGUGUCAUUAAACCGCAGGAGGCGGUCGAAGUUGCAGUAGGCACCAGUGCAAAAGACGCUCAAGAUAAGCUUGCUAGAACGGCAGAGUGACGGGUUGUGAUCCGGUAUGGCCGAAGACAGAGCGCUGAGGAAAAAACAAAGGGGAUGUGGGGGCGUUAGACAGAAAGAUGCUAUUUCACUUCUUGUAGAUAGAUUUCAAUACCGUGCAGCUCUUAUAGCAUCACGUUUCCCCAUUUAAAAAAUGAAUCCUACCACAAGCAUCAUCUU